AUGCCUACCCCUAGCUUCUAUGUACCAAAGAAGAACCAGCCAAAUCAUCCUCCAGCUAAAGGCCUUCACAUCCAAAAAUGGGACAAAACUUAUGUCGCGGUCAGGCAACUCAGCGGAUUUGCAGCUGAUGACGCUAUUCCAAAAGAAGCUGCUGCCCUGAAUGCCAGUAUUGCUGGCACUAAAUGGGCAGCAGCCAUUGACAAAAGCAAGAGGGCAGAUAAUACUACGAUUUACAGAGUCGCGCAAUAUAACUCCCCAUUUGAGUUCAAGAGCAGAGUUAAUGAGAUGUGGUUUACUUUUUAUAUGGACAAAGCACCUGCCUUUUGCGGGGCUCCUGUUCUGAAGCUUGACAUUUGA
Molecule: messenger RNA, 357 nt
Organism: Lycium barbarum (goji berry)
Lineage: Eukaryota; Viridiplantae; Streptophyta; Magnoliopsida; Solanales; Solanaceae
Exons: 1
Coding region: 1-357 (118 amino acids)
Source: RefSeq, a predicted model, not a curated record